AUGCUCGGCAAGCGUUGCGCGUCGGAAAUGGAGGCCUGCCUCACCGAGUACUACCGCCAGGAGUGCCUGCGCGCCCUGUACGCCAAGCAGGAGCGCCCGCGCGACUGCGCCUGGGUCAGCAAGGACAUGAUGGCCAAGCCCCCGCGCCGCGCGCGCAAGGGCGUGUCGUUCGCCAUGGCGCCCGAGAUCAUCGGCAGUGCCGACCCUUCCGUGGACCGCAGCCCCAUCGACGUGUCCCCGAUCUCCAAGCUCGAGCUCGUCGUGCUGCUCUCGCAGCGCACCUUCCCGGCCCACGCUUAA
This is a messenger RNA of Phytophthora sojae, 300 nucleotides long. RefSeq lists its product as hypothetical. Lineage: Eukaryota; Oomycota; Peronosporomycetes; Peronosporales; Peronosporaceae. The coding region runs from base 1 to 300 and encodes 99 amino acids. The transcript has a single exon. The record is from RefSeq and is a predicted model, not a curated record.